This is a messenger RNA of Cyphellophora europaea CBS 101466, 501 nucleotides long. RefSeq lists its product as uncharacterized. NCBI's taxonomy places the organism in Eukaryota, Fungi, Ascomycota, Eurotiomycetes, Chaetothyriales, Cyphellophoraceae. Bases 1 to 501 code for a protein of 166 amino acids. The transcript has a single exon. The record is from RefSeq and is a predicted model, not a curated record.
AUGGCAGUGGUCAUUGUCUACUGUUACACCAAUAAGCUGUGUAUCCCUGCUAUCGAGACUGUUUGGCCGGACUACUUUACUGUAGGAGCUCCGUCUGACGCCGAGAAGCCGACACUCGACACGAAAUGCAUGUUUCUCCUCGCCGAUCGACUGCUCCUAGUUGACUUGGCGAACAAGGCGGGCGUUGAGUUCUUGAACACGUUCAAAGUGAAGAUUUCGGUGUCUCAAGCUGGUUCUACAGGUCUGCUGCCAUUCUUGAGAGCAAGCUAUAAGAGGCUGCCAACUACCGAUCUGAUGCUCAAACCUUUGCUCACAGGCUGGCUCGUCAGUGAGGCAACCAUGUACUCACACUUCGGAAGGCAAUCUUGGUCCGACUUGGUCAAACUAUUGAUCGAGGAGGAUCCCACUACGUUCUUCGCUGCUAGAUUUGUCGGACAAAAGGCAAUAUACGAGAAAGACGACAAAAGUGUACUUGAGACGCUGCUUCCCAAGUUUCAGUAG